AUGUCAUUGAGCACCGUGACCCUGUCGGAGACGGAUAAGAAACUGACCCAGUUUCGGAAUUGUCGCGUACUACGCAAUCAUCGGCUGGUGCAGGACGAUGUUUGGGUGCGCGAUGGCAAGAUCAUCGAUCCGGAGAAAGUGUUCUUCGACGAAAAGCUACAGGCGGAUGUACAGAUCGAUUGUCAUGGCUGUAUCGUUGCACCCGGUUUUAUCGAUCUACAGAUCAAUGGUGGAUACGGUGUUGACUUUUCGUUUGAUGUUGAAACCGUCGAAGAAGGUGUGCUAAAGGUGGCAAAAGGACUAUUAGCUCACGGUGUUACAUCGUUUUGUCCGACGCUGGUUACAUCGCCACCAGCAACGUACCACACAGUUUUGCCCCGCAUUCCCAGAACGGCUGGUGGGCGACAUGGUGCCACCGUGCUGGGCUGCCACGUGGAGGGACCGUUUAUUAACACUAACAAAAAGGGUGCUCAUCCACCGGAGUGUAUCAAAGAGUUUGAUCAGGGUAUCGUAACGGUGCGUGAGGUUUACGGUUCGAUGGAAAACGUGCAGAUAAUAACGCUCGCACCGGAGAAGGUCGGCGCUAUGGAAGUUAUACAGAACCUAAGCAACAAUGGAAUCACGGUUUCGGUGGGCCACUCGAUGGCAAAUCUGAGCGAUGGUGAGGUUGCGGUACAGCAUGGUGCAAGGCUCAUCACGCACCUGUUCAACGCAAUGCUUCCGUUCCAUCAUCGCGAUCCGGGGUUGGUAGGGUUGCUGACAACGGAUAACAUUCCACACGAUGCGCUCGUGUACUUUGGUAUCAUUUCGGAUGGUGUCCAUACGCAUCCGGCUGCUUUGCGUAUCGCAUACAAAACGCAUCCGGCCGGUUUGAUCCUGGUGACCGAUGCUAUAUCGGCUAUGGGGCUGGCCGAAGGACGCCAUCGCAUCGGACAGAUGGAGAUAGAAAUUCGCGCUGGGCGAGCGUACGUCGCCGGAACAAACACGUUGUGCGGUAGCAUUGCACCGAUGGAUGAGUGUAUUCGAUUCUUCAAAAAGGCCUCCAAUUGCUCUAUUGAAUACGCGUUGGAGGCCGCUUCCCUUCAUCCGGCCCGUUGUAUAGGGAUAGAGCAGCGUAAAGGAACGCUGAACUAUGGUGCGGAUGCCGAUUUUGUGGUGCUGGAUGAUCAUUUGCAGGUGCAAUCCACAUGGAUUGCGGGAGAAUGUGUCUAUCGAGGCGAAGAGAUUGUCUCGAAUGCUUUGUAA
This is a messenger RNA of Anopheles marshallii, 1245 nucleotides long. RefSeq names its product N-acetylglucosamine-6-phosphate deacetylase. The coding region runs from base 1 to 1245 and encodes 414 amino acids. The transcript is spliced from 5 exons. The record is from RefSeq and is a predicted model, not a curated record. Gene Ontology annotation, biological process: N-acetylglucosamine catabolic process. Gene Ontology annotation, molecular function: N-acetylglucosamine-6-phosphate deacetylase activity. Lineage: Eukaryota; Metazoa; Arthropoda; Insecta; Diptera; Culicidae.